Galleria mellonella (greater wax moth) is the source of this 2468-nucleotide messenger RNA. It is a transcript of the gene Ass, whose product is annotated as argininosuccinate synthase. Bases 81 to 1325 code for a protein of 414 amino acids. Gene Ontology annotation, biological process: urea cycle; L-arginine biosynthetic process. The transcript is spliced from 10 exons. Gene Ontology annotation, cellular component: cytoplasm. Gene Ontology annotation, molecular function: argininosuccinate synthase activity; ATP binding. The record is from RefSeq and is a predicted model, not a curated record. Lineage: Eukaryota; Metazoa; Arthropoda; Insecta; Lepidoptera; Pyralidae.
AGUGUAGUCAUCAUUAUAAUUUCUAUUAUUACGUACAAUAAUUUCCUUUGAUUCGGACGUUUCCGUUGAAGCUAGAAGAAAUGACUAAAGAUCUCGUAAUACUUGCUUAUUCCGGGGGAUUGGACACUAGUUGCAUACUAAAAUGGUUGAUUCAAAAGAACUACGAUGUCGUUUGUUACAUGGCGGAUGUUGGACAAAAUGAAGAUUUCCAAAAGGCUAAACAAAAAGCUAUUACCAUUGGAGCCAAAGACGUAAUAGUAGAAGAUCUACGUGAAGAAUUUAUAAGUAAUUAUAUGUUACCAGCCAUACAAAUGGGUUUAGUUUAUGAGAAUCGUUACUAUCUAGGAACUUCUCUGGCUCGACCAUGCAUAUCGGUUGGACUAGUGAAUGCUGCGAAAAGACUUGGAGCAAACUACAUUUCCCACGGCGCUACCGGUAAAGGUAAUGAUCAAGUUCGAUUUGAACUGAGUGUAUAUUCACUGUGGCCUGAAGGCAAGAUAAUAGCCCCAUGGCGUCUACCUGAAUUUUUUGAAAAAUUUCAAGGACGAAGUGAUCUUAUAGAAUAUGCAAAGAAAGAAAACAUUCCUGUAGCCGCUACGCCCAAAGAACCGUGGUCAACAGAUGAAAAUAUUAUGCAUGUAAGCUACGAGUCAGGGGUUUUAGAAGAUCCCUCAGCUAUCCCUCCAAAAGGAAUUUACAAAAUGACCCGUGAUCUACAACAAACUGAAGAUUACCCAUCAAUAAUAGAUAUAAAUUUUGAAAAAGGUCUGCCUGUAUCAGUUCGAAUCCCGAGCGGCCAUGAAAAUGCCUUACUUGUUACUAACUUCUUACCUCUGGUGCAGACUUUAAAUAAGCUAGGAGGCCAACAUGGAAUUGGUCGUAUUGACAUCGUUGAGAAUCGCUUUCUUGGAUUGAAGUCAAGAGGACUGUAUGAAACACCAGCUGGUACAAUAUUACACAAAGCGCAUAUUGACCUAGAAGCAUAUGCUCUUGAUCGAGAAGUCUUACGAGUAAAAAAAUACCUUCAAGAUAAAAUGGCGGAUUUCGUUUAUAAUGGAUUUUGGUUUUCUCCUGAGGCUAAUUAUACAAAAAAAUGCUUAGAGUUAUCACAAGAAUCAGUCGCUGGAACAGUUACAAUCCAAAUUUUCAAAGGAAAUGUAACCAUUUUAGCCAGAAAGAGUUCAACAGCUAGUCUCUAUAACAAGGAAUUAGUGUCUAUGGACGUCGCCGGUGGUUUUUCACCAGAAGAUAGUACUGGAUUUAUAAAUAUAAAUGCAUUACGUCUCAAAGAAUAUUCUAGAUUUACAAAAUAUACAAAAUUUUAAUUUUUUUUUUGGAAUCAUGAUUUACCUUUUCGGAUACCAUCACAUUUUAAGUAUGCCUCAAAAGGCAACCCUAUGUCACAGAAAGUUAUACUAGUACCAAAAUACAUUAUAUUUUUCCAAAAAAAUCCAAUACCCUACGACCUGCACGCCGCCUAUUAUAUAUUGAUGUUAAGUUAAAUUUUCUAUAACUCACAACAACGGCUAUUCUUAAACAUAAUUGGAAGUACACAAUGGUAUAGUAACACAUAAUAAUAACAUAUGUAAUGUAAUAAAUAAAUAAUAGGAAAGCUGCGCUCUCUCAAUAAAUCUCUGGCCCUAAAUCUGGUCAUAAACAAUAGGUUUCAGAGUUACCUAACCCAUAUAGCCAUAAGACCACUUUUUGUAUCUUAAUUUAUAUAAUUUAAUCUGUACUUUAUGUUACUGUAUUUCAGUUACUUAAUUUUCUAAUUGUCAUUGUAUAUUUUUAUAUUUUUGGUGCAAUAAAGAGUUAAAUAAAUAAUUGGAUAAACGUAGAUUAUGUACAUACCUAUUUUUUAACGUUUUAAUCACGUUACAGAAGAACACUAUAGAAACAUUUGAUUUUUAUGAAACCUAAGUUAUUAACUUAUAUAUUUUGAUAUAUUUUAUUAGACUAGUAGAAAAAUAUCAACUUUCUCACCUUUCACGUCAUUUUGUGAAACUUUUUUGUACCGGUAGUUUUUAGAGUACUUUGAAGAUUCUACCCAGUGAUAUCGCCUCUGCCUUCUCUUCCCCCCCCCCCCCCCCCGUGUCCCUUAUUAUGCUUUUUUAUUUUCUAUAUUUUCUAAUCGUAUGACAAUUAGUUUACAAUAUACAAGCUCGCAUAGUAGACAACGCUGCGAUCUUCAUAUAUAAUAGUUGUGUCCAAUACAUAACUUAUUUUGCAUAAUUAUUAAAAAAAAAUAUGUUAUAUUUUUCAUUUAUUUUAUUUAUUACUUUUAAAUAUUUAUUUAUUGAAUCACCAAAAUAAGAUACAGCAAAACAUUUCAAUACAAUAAAUACAUUGACAGAUUAAAUCUAACUGUUCUUACAUUUAUCGGCAAACACAGCGUGCUUCGUGUUUGAUAAACAUUAAAAUGGAAUUCAAUUAUUAAAUGUCAUUAAAUAAAUAAAAUAUAGUACAAU